AUGCUUCAUGAGUGGAUGAAUUUGAAUGAAACGAUGAUCGAUGAGAUGAAGAGCGGUAGAUGGACGAAGACUGUUGAUAAGUUAAUGAAAAGUGGUAAACACAUAUGGACAGCUGAUGAUCUCUUACCAGCCUUCACCUAUGUCGUUGUACGUUCACAGAUACGUCAUCUGGGCACUGAAAUUCUGUUAAUUGACAACUUCAGUCGAGAUUUUCGUGGUUCAGGCGAAAUAUCCAUGAUGUUUACUAUGUUGCAAAGCAGUUAUCACAUCAUUUGUAAUGAAAAAAAUAGAAUUUAA
Auanema sp. JU1783 is the source of this 297-nucleotide messenger RNA. The record is from the annotation of a GenBank genome assembly. NCBI's taxonomy places the organism in Eukaryota, Metazoa, Nematoda, Chromadorea, Rhabditida, Rhabditidae.